CGGCACUUUACCUUAUAUUUUUUGUGCAGAUAGUGCCAUUUGAUAUUAUUUUUUUUGCGGAUAGUUAGUGCCUUUUGAUAUUAAUUUAUUGGAAAUGUUUCAAAAAGUUUUACUUGGAAUAUUAUGUGCGAUUAACGUUAUUAUAGUAAAAUCGAUAUUCCUAACAUCUCUCAAUUAUAAUUCUAAUGAAGGAGAAACAUACUCAAAUCAAACCUUCGAUUUUAUCAUAGUUGGUUCAGGUCCAACUGGAGCAGUAAUUGCCAACAGAUUGUCAGAAGCACCAGAAUGGAACGUUCUUUUAGUAGAGGCUGGACCAGUUCCUACCGAUCUUACAGAUGUUCCCAGUCUUUGCGGAAGUUUCUCGUUUACCGAUUAUAACUGGGGUUAUAGAGCAGAACCGCAGGAACAUUUUUGUAGAGGUUGUAUUAACAAAACGUUAAAAUACAGUCAUGGCAAAGUGCUCGGAGGAACCUCUAUCCUUAAUUUCAUGCUACACGUUCGAGGAAACAGAAGAGACUACGAUAAAUGGGCAAAACUAGGCAAUCCAGGCUGGUCCUUUAAAGAGGUCCUUCCAUAUUUCCUAAAGUCUGAAGAUUUUAAUGUGGACGGAGGUGAUGAAGGGUUUCAUAAUAAAGGAGGAUAUCUCUCGAUCAGUGAUGUACCCUUCAGAACGGGGUUGGUCGAUGCUUUGGUGAAGAGUGGACAGGAAUCUGGUUAUCCGUAUGUUGAUUAUAAUGGAAAAGAACAAAUAGGGGUAUCUUAUAUUCAAGCUCAUUUACGGAACGGAAGACGCUGUAGUGCUGAAAAGGCCUUUCUUCGUCCUGCUGCAGCAAGAUCCAAUCUAAAAAUUCUCACUAAUAGCAGAGUAGUUCAAAUUUUAAUCGAUCCAAUUACCAAAAAGGCUUAUGGUGUUCAAUAUGCCAAAGACAAGAAAUACUUUAACGUUUUUGCUAAAAGAGAAGUUAUUGUUAGUGCUGGUGGUCUUAAUUCGCCACAGCUGCUAAUGCUAUCUGGAAUUGGUCCAAAAGAAGAUUUGGAAAAGCUCGAUAUACCUGUUAUCGCAAAUUUGCCAGUAGGAGAAAAGAUGUACGAUCAUCCAGCCUUCCUGGGAGUAACGUAUGAAAUAAAUCAAAACAUUGUAUUGGUUCAAGAUGAAGUCUUUGGAAAUGUUACGGAAGUAAUAAAGUUUUUGAAACUGGGGACAGGAGCUUUAACUUGUACAGGUGGAGUGGAAGGUCUAUUAUAUUUUAAAAGUGCAGAAUCUGAUGACCCAGACCCUUUAAACCCUGAUGUGGAACUGAUAUUUUUGGCAGGAACCAUUGCAGCUGAUAAUGGAGAUCUAUAUAGACGAUUGUUUAAUAUACCACGUGAUACGUAUGACAGAAUUUGGCAAAAAUACGAAAAGAAGGCAGCAUAUCAAAUAAUGCCAAUGCUGACGCAUCCAAAAUCUUUUGGAUUUGUCAAGUUAGCUUCCAAGAACCCUUUUAAGUGGCCAAAAUACUACGCAAACUUCUUGUCAGAUCCUCAAAAUAAGGACAUAAAAACAUUUAUAGCGGCUAUCAGAGAAAUUCAACGAAUUAGCAAGAGUCCCACGUUACAACAAUUAGGAGCUACUUUAGUAAGAACCCAAAUACCAGGUUGUGAGCAUCUGGUAUUCGACAGUGAUGAAUAUUGGGAAUGUGGUUUAAGAUCCCUCACUAGUAGUGUCUGGCAUCAAGUAUCAACGUGCAAAAUGGGUCCAAGAGGAGAUCCGGAAGCCGUUGUUAAUAAUAAAGGAGAAGUUUAUGGAAUAGACAGUCUUAGAGUGGCCGAUACAAGUAUAAUCCCUUUUCCACUAUCUGCACAUACAACUGGACCUUCAUACAUGAUCGGGGAACGAAUAUCUGAUUUUAUUAAAGAAAAAUGGGAAUUAAAUACUGUAUAAUAGACAAUUGAUUAAUAUUUAAUUAAAGUAAAGUUUAUUCCACAAAA
Diabrotica virgifera virgifera (western corn rootworm) is the source of this 1971-nucleotide messenger RNA. RefSeq names its product glucose dehydrogenase [FAD, quinone]-like. Gene Ontology annotation, molecular function: oxidoreductase activity, acting on CH-OH group of donors; flavin adenine dinucleotide binding. NCBI's taxonomy places the organism in Eukaryota, Metazoa, Arthropoda, Insecta, Coleoptera, Chrysomelidae. The record is from RefSeq and is a predicted model, not a curated record. The transcript is spliced from 9 exons. Bases 95 to 1924 code for a protein of 609 amino acids.